Messenger RNA from Trichoderma asperellum CBS 433.97, 1200 nucleotides. RefSeq lists its product as uncharacterized. The record is from RefSeq and is a predicted model, not a curated record. NCBI's taxonomy places the organism in Eukaryota, Fungi, Ascomycota, Sordariomycetes, Hypocreales, Hypocreaceae.
GCCUUAUCUAUAAGCGACGACUCUAUCUCUAAGCGGCGUUCUCACAGUCCACAUGCCUCUUAUAUUCGUUACUUAUACAAGGUCACGUAUUACAACAACCCCUCAAAGAGACUCUAAAAUCAAUGUCAACCAUUCACUCGAGUAUCCUCCUCCGCCUCUGCUCGUCAAAAAACAACACUCAACAGCAAAUGGCCUCCAAAACAUCCCUCGCCAAAGAGCGCCCGCUCUACCCCGUUGGCAUCCCUUCCAAAUUCUCCCCCGAAGGAGCUCUCCAGCGCUUCCCCGGCAUCACCCUCAUCUGCCAUUUACCCAUAGACUCUCCUCUCCAGCCCGGCCUCAACGCCGUCCACGCAUCGCUAAGCGCCCACCCCGUCAUCUCCAAGCUCAUCCACCUCCUACCCAAAGACUCCUGGCACAUGACCGUCCUGGACGGCAUCCACGGCGACAAAGCCACCCCCGCAAAGAGACCUCCCGGAUUCGAGAGGCAAUCACUGGAAGAGGUUACCCAGGACUUCUCCCAGAAACUGAGGCUGCUGGGCCUGGGGCUGGAACAGGAGGGCCUAGCACCGCCGUAUAAGAUGAAGAUUCGGGGGUUUCAUCCAGGCGCAGUCGGCAUCGGGCUGGAAGUUGAGGGGGCCACCGCAGACGAGGAAAAACGCAUACGACUGCUGCGAGAUAGACUUGCGGAUGUUCUGGGGCUUAGGCGGCCGAACCAUGACACGUACGGCCUCCACAUCACCAUGGCAUAUCUGAUGAGAUACAUUGAGGGAAAGGACAGAGUAAUGCUCAAUGCAUUGUUUGAGGAGCAUCUACCAAAAGUGCAGCUGGAGUUUGAGCUCGGAGCAGUGGAAUUCUGCACGUAUGAAAACAUGUACGCCUUUGCAAGACUGUUCUAUCUCGGAGACAACAAGUCGUAACAGAGGCGUUGAGCUGCUGUAAAGUAUACUCCCUUUAUAUAAAACAAGUAUGUGUAUGCUAUAGCAACAUGAUGUACACUCACACCAUGAGUGACGUGACCCUCUACAAAAAAGGAGGCGGCACCCCAAAAUGCCACAUGCAAAAGAACCUCGUCGUAACUCUUCUCUCUUUCCGUAGCUGCGCUUCCGACAGCUCCCUCGCAAAUACCGCAAAGAAGUCGCUCCGACAUAUCGGGUUCCUGAUGCUCUCUAGCCUUUCCACGGCCCAUUGGCUCUCCUCCCG